This is a messenger RNA of Carassius auratus (goldfish), 3946 nucleotides long. Its product is annotated as exocyst complex component 3-like. The transcript has 13 exons. Gene Ontology annotation, cellular component: exocyst. Gene Ontology annotation, molecular function: SNARE binding. Bases 177 to 2423 code for a protein of 748 amino acids. The record is from RefSeq and is a predicted model, not a curated record. Lineage: Eukaryota; Metazoa; Chordata; Actinopteri; Cypriniformes; Cyprinidae. Gene Ontology annotation, biological process: exocytosis; exocyst localization.
UCUCGGCGCAGGCGCUGCCGUCAUAUGACUUGAGUGUUGGGCGACUCCAGGAAAACAAAGCUGUUAUGACAGUAAAUGAACAGGAUAAACACUCGUUGAAAUAAAAUAUCAACUCACAGUUAGUAAAGCAAACAACACGUCCGGUACCUUAAACCUGCCUUUUGGGAACGGUUACUAUGGAGGAGACGAACAGAGAGGCGGUUGCCACGGCAGUGCAGAGGGUUGCUGGGAUGCUGCAGCGCUCUGACCAGCUGGACAAAGUGGAGCAGUACAGACGGAGAGAGGCGCGCAAGAAAGCAUCUGUAGAAGCUAGAUUAAAGGCUGCUAUUCAGUCUCAGUUAGAUGGGGUACAAACAGGCCUCAAGCAGCUCCAUAAAGCUCUGUGUGAUGUGAAAGAAAUCCAGAGCUCUCUGGCAGACGUCAGUAAAGACUGGAGGCAGAGCAUCAACACCAUAGAGAGUCUGAAGGACGUGAAAGACGCAGUGGUUCAGCACAGUCAGCUGGCUUCAGCAGUCGAGAACCUCAAGAACAUUUUCUCAGUACCUGAGAUCGUACGAGAGACCCAUGAUUUGAUCGAGCAGGGCGAGCUGCUUCAAGCUCACCGCAAGCUAAUGGACCUGGAGUGUUCCCGUGAUGACCUCAUGUACGAGCAGUACCGCAUGGACAGCAAGAACGUCCAAGACAUGAGCCUCAUUCGUGGCUACUUCGGUCAGGUGCAGGGUCUGUCAGAGGAACUCUCCAAACAACUCUGGAUGGUCCUCCAACGUGCCAUGGUCACCGUCCGCCGUGACCCCACAAUGCUGGUGUCUGUGGUCCGAAUCAUCGAGCGUGAAGAGAAGAUCGACCGCAAGAUGCUGGACCGUAAGAAGCAGACUGGGUUCAUCCCACCCGGGAGGCCCAAAUGCUGGAAAAAUCGAAUGAACGAAGUCCUAGAAGGCACCGUGAGUGCUCGCAUCGAGAGCACACAGUCGGAAACACGCGAGUCUGACAAAAUGUGGCUGGUGAGGUUGCUGGAGAUCACUAGGAAGUACGUUCUGGACGACCUGACUGUGGUGAAGAACCUGAUGGUGCAGUGCUUCCCUCCACACUACAACACCUUCCAGGUGUUCUUCGACCUCUAUCAUAAAUCAGUUUCGGCACGCGUGCAGGAGCUCGCAGCUGAAGAUCUGGAAGCCAAUGAGAUCGUGUCUCUUCUCACGUGGGUCCUCAACACGUAUAAAAGUGUGGAUAUGAUGGGUCAUCCUGAUCUGCAGCCCGAGUGUGACGUCAAGCAGCUGGAGCCGCUCUUGCCCCAACACGUGGUGGAUGAUUUGCUGGGCAAAUACCUCAAAACCUUUACUUCAAAUAUCACAGGCUGGCUGCGCAAAGCUCUGGAAACAGAUAAGAAAGACUGGCAGAAGGAGACGGAGCCUGAAGCCGACCAGGACGGCUACUACCAAACCACCUUACCUGCUAUUGUCUUCCAGAUGUUUGAGCAGAAUCUGCAGGUGGCCGCGCAGAUCAACGAGACCUUUAAAGAGCAGGUGCUGAGAGUCUGUCUGAAGCAGAUGAACUCGUUCCUAGUAAGGUACAGAGAAGAGGCGAUCAGCUAUAAGGAGGAACAUCUGAAAAAUCGUCAGCUCCCACAAUGUUAUGUUCACUACAUGAUCGCCAUCAUCAACAACUGUCAGACGUUCAAAGAGUCUAUAAAUAGUCUGAAAAGGAAGUACUCUCAGUCGACUGAACCCACUCAGAACGACGCCACCAUAGACAAGCUCCUGUACGAGGUGGCCAGAGACGGCUGCCAGUUCCUGCUAGACGAAGUCUUCCUGGAUUUGGAGCAUCAUCUGAAUGAGCUGCUGACCCGGAAGUGGUUGACGGGGUCUCAUGCUGUAGACACCAUCUGUGUGACCGUGGAAGACUACUUUAAUGACUUUGCCAAAAUUAAAAAGCCUAAAAAUCAGGAAAUGACGAGCGAGGCUCAUCGGCGGGUGGUGGUGGAGUAUCUGAAGGCCAUCAUGCAGAAGCGCAUCUCGUUUAAGAACGCUGAUGAGAGGAAGGACGGAGCCGACCGCAUGAUAAAAGAAGCCGAUCAGUUCAAAUUCCUCUUCAGGAAACUAUCUGCUGGAGAGGACACAGACCGGCUGUGUGACGCCAUCGCUGCCAUCGCUGAGGUCUUCAAACUGACCGAUCCUGCGCUGCUCUACCUGGAGGUGUCCACCCUGGUGUCCAAGUAUCCUGACAUCAGAGAGGAGCACAUUGUGGCCCUGUUAGCUGUCCGAGGAGAUGCCAGUCGAGAAAUGAGACAGAUGAUCAUAGAGACUCUGAACCAGAACAAACCAUCCACUUCCUCUGCGUCUCAGCCCGUCUUCAGAGACAUCACCGUGCCAUCCAUCACCAUGAGCACCAUGACCUCUAUGACUGUACCCAAACUGCUGAAAUAAUCUGACCUUUGACCCCUAGAGCCUUUACUAAACCCCCUAACAGGCUACAGAACAGAUUAUUGACUAAUGCACUUUUGGAAACACACUGGCUGCCAUCUCCGUGGAUGAUGACGUGCAGUUGAAUGGCAGCAGCUUGUGUUGAGACUGCAGGUAAUUAAUGAUGACUUGAUGUACAGAAACAUUUUCAGGAUUAUUUUUUCUAGCCUGCCCUUUGUAAAAUGGUUGAUGAAUUAAUGCAAUAGUUCACCCCAAAACAACUGAACUAUCCCUUUAACAUAUCGUGAGGUUGCAUUCAGCUGCUUUUGUGUCAUUCAUUUUCCUAAGUAAUAUACAGUCACGGUUUCAUUUCUUUUCCACUACAGUGCUACAUUUAUAAACGUCCUGCUGGCUGCUAUCUCGAACUAUAAUGAACCACUAAAUUCCAUCAUGUUUUCAUUUCAGUAAAAUCUGAUGUAGCACGAAGUGAUUUAAAUGAUUUAUGAUGCUGGAUUAAACUACAGGUCAUCUCUGUUUAUGCACAUGCAAUUUGCCUGGCGAUUUAAUUAGUAAUAAUCUCUCUCAUCUCAUUGGCUGAGCACAUGUAUAUUUGAGAUGAGGGGAGGAGCUCUGAAGGAUUCUCAUGACUGAGAGAGAAAAGACCUCCACCACAGGAUGCCAUGCAAUUAAUGAUUUUUUGCAGUUUUCUUGAUAAUACAAUGCAAUGUUAUGAAUGGCUGUGUUAGGCUUGUGGUGUUAGUAUAUUGCUCAUGGUUUUAUUUUAAGAUUGUUGUGAACAUUUAUGCAGUGAAUGUUUCAAACAGCUGCUUUGCUGUCAUGUGACCUCAGUAUGUUUAAUUUGGACAGUUGCAUCCAGAGUUAUCUUAAAAUACAAACUUUUUUUUAUAUUUCAAAGGGAUAGUUCACCCAAAACUGAAAAUUGUUCCAAACCUGUAUAAGAUUAUUUUUUUCUAUUUAACACAAAAGAUGAUACUUUGAAGAAUGUUGUGUUUGGGAACCAAACAGUUUGUAGUAUUUUUCAUUCUUUCUCCAAGUCAAUAGUUACAGUCAAAUCAAAGACAACACUACAGAAUGGGUUUUUAUAUUUAUUGCUAAUAUCUUGACAGAAAUGAUCAAUUUGGCCAAAAAAGCAAAUUUGAUCAGAUUAAUUUGACCUCUCAGUACAGAUUAAUCAACAUUUACAUAUGAAAUACAGUAAACGUAAACUCGGAGGCAGAAAUCAAACCUCGUUCAUACAGUACAGCUUCAUAAAUCUAUAAAAAGUGUAAUGAAUACAGUCGACAGGUUUCAACCUUGAGUAGUUAACUCCCUUUAGAGUCUAUUUACAGAUUAGUAACGAUUUACCAAACUGAACGAAAGCACAUUUAAAAACCUGCAACACACUGUUGUGGAAAGCAACUUGUCUAGUCCACCGCAUGUUACUAACCAUAAAUGUGCUAAAACACCUGGACAAGCUUGAAAGGCCUUGAGCCCUUCAUCAAAAUCUCCUGAAAAUAUCAAAAUAAAAUGGAUUUUCUAAAUACAAA